AUGUUCCACUUGAGCUGCCGUCCUUCAUGGUCCUCUCUAGCCUUACAGGCAUUCAGGAGAUUUUUGGCCGUGCCGGCAGCAGCGCCCCCCGUGGGCCAGCCCAAGGGUGCCACUAACGGGCCCUACGCCACCCCGCGCCUCUCCAUCUCCUCCCGAGCCACGGUGGUAGCCAGGAUGGAAGGCACCUCCCAGGGGGGCCUGCAGACCGUCAUGAAGUGGAAAACCGUUGUCGCGAUCUUCGUGGUUGUGGUGGUCUACCUUGUCACCGGCGGUCUGGUCUUCCGGGCCUUGGAGCAGCCCUUCGAGAGCAGCCAGAAGAACACCAUUGCCUUGGAGAAGGCGGAAUUCCUGCGGGAUCAUAUCUGCGUGAGCCCACAGGAGCUGGAGACGCUGAUCCAGCAUGCCCUUGAUGCUGACAACGCAGGAGUAAGUCCAAUAGGAAACUCUUCCAACAACAGCAGUCACUGGGACCUUGGAAGUGCCUUUUUCUUUGCUGGGACUGUCAUCACCACCAUAGGGUAUGGGAAUAUUGCUCCAAGCACUGAAGGAGGCAAAAUCUUUUGUAUUUUAUAUGCCAUCUUUGGAAUUCCGCUCUUUGGUUUCUUAUUGGCUGGAAUUGGAGACCAACUUGGAACCAUCUUUGGGAAGAGCAUUGCAAGAGUGGAGAAGGUCUUUCGAAAAAAGCAAGUGAGCCAGACCAAGAUCCGGGUCAUCUCAACCAUCCUGUUCAUCUUGGCCGGCUGCAUUGUAUUUGUGACGAUCCCCGCUGUCAUUUUCAAAUAUAUCGAGGGAUGGACCGCCUUGGAGUCCAUUUACUUUGUCGUGGUCACCCUCACCACGGUGGGCUUUGGUGAUUUUGUGGCAGGGGGAAAUGCUGGCAUCAAUUACCGGGAGUGGUACAAGCCCCUGGUGUGGUUUUGGAUCCUGGUUGGCCUUGCCUACUUUGCAGCUGUCCUCAGUAUGAUUGGAGAUUGGCUACGGGUUCUAUCCAAAAAGACAAAAGAAGAGGUUGGUGAAAUCAAGGCCCACGCGGCCGAGUGGAAGGCCAACGUGACGGCCGAGUUCCGGGAGACGCGGCGGCGGCUCAGCGUGGAGAUCCACGACAAGCUGCAGCGGGCGGCCACCAUCCGCAGCAUGGAGCGCCGGCGCCUGGGCCUGGACCAGAGGGCCCACUCGCUGGACAUGCUGUCGCCGGAGAAGCGCUCAGUCUUCGCCGCCCUGGACACGGGCCGCUUCAAGGCCUCGUCCCAGGAGAGCAUCAACAACCGGCCCAACAACCUGCGUCUCAAGGGCUCCGAGCAGCUGAACAAACACGGGCAGGGAGCCUCUGAGGACAACAUCAUCAACAAGUUCGGAUCCACCUCCAGACUCACCAAGAGGAAAAACAAGGACCUCAAAAAGACCUUGCCCGAGGACGUUCACAAAAUCUACAAGACCUUCCGGAAUUACUCCCUGGACGAAGAGAAGAAGGAGGAGGAGACGGAGAAGAUGUGCAACUCGGACCACUCCAGCACGGCCAUGCUGACCGAGUGCAUCCAGCAGCAGGCGGGCGUGGAGAACGGGAUGGUCCCCACGGACACCAAAGACAGGGAACUCGAGAACAACGCAUUACUUGAAGACAGAAACUAAAUGCUGAGGACCUUGGACUUGACCAAGUGUUGUGUUUUUUGUUUGUUUGUUUGUUUUUGUUUUUUUAUAUUCACCCUGAGACACGUGCCUUAAAACAGACUUCUCGGUAGUCCGAAAUUACAUAGCAUUGAAGAAAAAUUUCACUGUGCCAUAAACGACGGAGAAAGAGCGCUCUGCCAAAAGGAAUCAAAGAACACGGACCGCACUUCCGUCAGGGGCCGCAGGACACGCCGGGAGUGUUUGCACACGCAGGAGGUCGUGGCCACGGAAGUUAAGGGCGGGUAUGGGACGGUGCUGUGCCCCCUGAGCGGCGCCGCCCGGGCCUGGCAUGGAGAAAGGGCAGCUAUUCCUCAGACCAGCCUUCUGAAAGGAACACGUGUGGCUUUUACACGGAGCCUCGUUUCCUGAACCUACCGUUAGAGAUAUGCACACACACAGAAGGGGACCGGAUGGGGGCUGAACUAGUACCUGUAAUGAGGGUUCGAGUUGACAUUGUGGCAUGUUGCUCUGAGCUUGAAUUUUGAUACACAGCCUCAGUGCACAGCUAGUCUUUCUGAGCUCCAAGCGAAUGUCCGUGGGACCCGGGAGCAUGUGGACUUUGUGAGAAACAGAUCAGAGCACACAUAUUAAAAGGUGCAAUUGCUUUCCUCAUUACAAAAGAAAAAAAAAAUCACAAAUGCAUCACACUGUGGAUAUCACCUUAACCAAGGACAGAAGCCUAUUGAAUUUUGUCUCUCGACAAAUGAAGAAUGAACUUGCAAGCUUUGGCGAAAACUCAACCUCAUUCGCUGCAUGGUUACGGG
Messenger RNA from Enhydra lutris kenyoni (northern sea otter), 2432 nucleotides. RefSeq names its product potassium two pore domain channel subfamily K member 10. NCBI's taxonomy places the organism in Eukaryota, Metazoa, Chordata, Mammalia, Carnivora, Mustelidae. Gene Ontology annotation, cellular component: membrane. Gene Ontology annotation, biological process: stabilization of membrane potential; potassium ion transmembrane transport. The transcript is spliced from 7 exons. The record is from RefSeq and is a predicted model, not a curated record. Gene Ontology annotation, molecular function: potassium ion leak channel activity. Bases 1 to 1629 code for a protein of 542 amino acids.